AUGACAACUAGCCUUCGACGCAACGUACUCUCCAGUUUGACCAUUCUGGUCGUUCUAGGGAGUCUGAUGCGAGAACGACAAAUCACAAACGUCUUUCAAACAAACUACACAGGUGGUGGUCGUGCAAAAAGAUCGCUCAGCUCAUCAUCACACAACCUGUACCAACAACAAGCACAACAAGAAGAUGGAGAACACAAGAGUCAUGCUAGUAGUAGUAGUAGUGCUCAGACGAAGAAACAACAACGAUUACCACCAGAAGACGACAUUCACUCCCGUCAUGUCACCGUCUUGCCCCUCCAAGAAUGGGAGCAAGCGUCGCUCCGUGGACUCUACCAAGCCCAACAAGAACCUUUUGCGAAAGAUCAACAACAAAUGGCCAACGACUCGUGUCACCCACCCAAGGGGAUCCCCAAGGCAUGUUGUCUGGGAACAUUUGCAGGAAUGGGACGCAUCAUUCACAAUCGACGCCAUCAGUGCGAUCCAUCGGCUUUGGAGCAACUUGCUUCUAGUUACGAUGCUAGUAAUGACAAGAAUGAAGAAGAAUGCCAUGUUUGUGCCUUGUUGGAACAAUUGCAUCAGACCAAUCAAACCAUGGCAUUUGUCGGAGAUUCCAUGUCCCAUCAAAUAUUUCAAGGAUUGCUCUGCGAAUUCUAUCGACGCAAUUAUCAAAUCCACGAAACCACCUUUCAUUUCCCAUUGGCAACUACGAAACAGCAACAACAACGAGGAAGUGCUCGUGGAAAACAACAACCACGAAAAGAGAGUAGUAGUCAAACAACGACCACGACAACAACAGAAGAUGGUCAUGUCCACGUGUCACUCCCCGAACCCACAAAUCGUCGCUGUCACGGAGGCAACAGCAUUAACCAUUGUCUGCACAUGAUGCGACGGGUCCAAAUAUCCUCUCCACUACUCAAGUCAAAUGUGACGCUGCAAUUCUUUCAUCAGUAUCGAUUGCCCUUUGCCGAUCCCCAACAAGAACAAAUGGUACUGACGGCGGCCGAUAUUCUAGUCGUCAACUUUGGACUCCAUUGGGGGGCCAAUUAUAAUAAUGGGAUUCUUGCUACUACGAACAUGACAACGACGAUGGACAAACGACGCCAUCGUCCCAGUCCAAGAAGAACGCAGGAAUCCAGAAUGUUGACGGCACCCGACAAUCCCCCCACGCCCGGGCAUUUGCAGAAUACUCUGGCGGCGUUUUUGCAAACGGCAAAACAAUCGAGUAGUAGAAUUUGGAUUCGAGAGACAUCGAUGCAACACUUUGAUGCCGAUGGAGGCGAUUACUCCUUUGUCAAGCACCGCGCUACCAAACGACAACAACGACAAGCACCGACGACUAAUGGUACUAGUAGUGUGCGAGUGGAACGAUCUCCCGUCCAAUGUGUGCCCUAUUUUCGGGCCAAUACUACGACUACUAGUACUACGGCGGGAUGGAGGGAACGAGUCAUCCAAGAGGCGGCACAUCAAGCCAAUUAUUCGGUACGACGACUACAAGAAGAAGUAGUAGUGCCCGACAACAACAACCAACGAUUCGACAGCGAUCACGCGUCAGUGACCAUUCUUCCAUUUGCCGAUUGGACGAAACCGUUGUACGCCCUACAUCCCUACGAUGAUCGAGGAGGUACUGGAGGGGGUGGUGGUGGAGAUUGUACUCAUUAUUGCUCCUCUCCAUUUUUGUACCUGCCAUUGUGGAAGUCCAUGCAAUACGCCAUGUCUAGUCAGGACGCUGGAGUGUAA
Molecule: messenger RNA, 1737 nt
Organism: Seminavis robusta
Lineage: Eukaryota; Bacillariophyta; Bacillariophyceae; Naviculales; Naviculaceae
Source: the annotation of a GenBank genome assembly